CUGACGGUGUGGGACAAGCGGGACGGCCCUGCUGCAGGACAGUUCGUGUUCACCGGUCACCAACCUGUCCUAUCUUCACAAAACUUCUCAGUCAGUCAGACAGCCUUCAUCCAGAUGACCGUGACUCAAGACCGGCCGAUGACCUACGCCAAAAUGAGAGGGCUUGUGUCGUUUUUCUCAGCUCUGCUCAAGGGGAAGAAAGUUGGCCUCAGUGACCUCUUACACAAACUUGUUUCCAGUCAACAACUCUGCCAACACUUGGACACCCAGAAAAUCCUGCAGCGACAGAGCAAACUGAGAAAGGAGAAGGACGAGAAAAGCGCUGUGAGCUCAGUGAACACAGAAACCUCUCAGAUGAAGCCAUCAGACUUUGACUACCUCAAAGUUAUUGGCAGAGGAAGCUUUGGAAAGGUGCUGCUUGCAAGACAUAGAAAACAAGGAGGCUACUAUGCUGUCAAAGUGCUGCAGAAACAGAUGAUUGUCAAGAGGAAAGAGCAGAGGCAUGUGAUGGUUGAGAGGAGCGUCCUGCUGAAGGGACUGCAACAUCCAUUCCUGGUGGGACUCCACUUCUCUUUCCAGACCCCAAAUACACUCUACUUUGUCCUUGACUAUGUUAAUGGUGGGGAGCUUUUCUACCACCUUCAGAGAGAUGGAUCAUUUCCUGAACCCAGAUCUGCUUUCUACACCGCAGAGAUGGCUAUGGCGCUGGGCUACCUCCACUCUCUUGACAUUGUUUACAGAGACCUCAAACCAGAGAACAUCCUGCUGGACAGUGGCGGUCAUGUGAUGCUGACUGACUUUGGGCUUUGUAAAGAAGGUGUGGCCAUAGGUGGGAUUAUGCAUACAUUCUGUGGGACUCCUGAGUACCUCGCUCCAGAGGUGCUACAAGGCCACACAUAUAGUCCAGCAGUGGACUGGUGGGGGCUCGGUGCUGUGCUUUUUGAGAUGCUCUAUGGACUGCCUCCAUUUUACAACUGCAUCAAAGCAGAGAUGUUUAAGAACAUACUACAUGCACCCCUGCAGCUACGUGGUGGGGUUUCUCAGGCAGCACGCUCACUGUUAGAGGGCUUGCUGGAGAGGGAUGUCUCCAAACGCUUAGGGGGAAGCUGGGACUUUGUGGAGCUGCAGCAACAUUCCUUCUUUGCCUCCAUCAACUGGGAUGACCUCCUGGCUAGGAAAGUGAAGCCCCCGUUCAUCCCAAAAGUGACUGGUCCCUGUGAUAUCAGCCACAUCGACCCCGAGUUCACGCUACAACCUGUCCCUGCCUCCGUAAAUGAGCGGUGCCAGGCGGGCGGGGUCAGCGAGGCCUUCCCAGGAUUCUCCUUCAUGAACCCAACGGAGUACAUGGCAGCCCAGCUGGUUUCAUAACAAUGCCAAAUCCUCUGGCAGCAUGUUUGUUCAAAUAUUUAUUUUUUAUGUCAUAAAUUAUUAAAUCAAAGUUUAUUUUUAAACACGAGCAAAAAAACUCUUCUUACUCUAAUGCUGCAAUCCACUGUAUGUUUCAUUGGUUACACUAAAUUAUGUGUAUAUAUAUUUUUGGUACUGUUAUUUUAAGUAUUGGUAUCAGUUCAUAAUGUGAAAUAGGCUGGUAACUAUUUCACAAGUCCUUGCAACCUUAAUGUGUAAAGGGAUGAAACAAUAAACACCUAAU
This is a messenger RNA of Seriola dumerili (greater amberjack), 1651 nucleotides long. RefSeq names its product serine/threonine-protein kinase Sgk1-like (gene sgk2b). Gene Ontology annotation, molecular function: ATP binding; protein serine/threonine kinase activity. The record is from RefSeq and is a predicted model, not a curated record. The coding region runs from base 115 to 1368 and encodes 417 amino acids. Gene Ontology annotation, biological process: protein phosphorylation. The transcript is spliced from 12 exons. NCBI's taxonomy places the organism in Eukaryota, Metazoa, Chordata, Actinopteri, Carangiformes, Carangidae.